Molecule: messenger RNA, 162 nt
Organism: Tetrahymena thermophila SB210
Lineage: Eukaryota; Ciliophora; Oligohymenophorea; Hymenostomatida; Tetrahymenidae
Exons: 1
Source: RefSeq, a predicted model, not a curated record
AUGAAAGAUAUUCAAAAAGAGUAUGAUCACAAUACUGAUAAAUAUGAUAACAAUUAUCAUUUUACUAUGUAAGAUGGCUCUAACUAAGAAUAUUAAUAAUAAGAAUCAUAAGAUAAUGAUGACAAUAAAGAUGACGAUGAUCAAUCCAAAUAAGCAUAGUGA